Messenger RNA from Ziziphus jujuba (common jujube), 1165 nucleotides. RefSeq names its product vesicle transport protein GOT1. The transcript is spliced from 7 exons. Gene Ontology annotation, biological process: endoplasmic reticulum to Golgi vesicle-mediated transport; retrograde transport, endosome to Golgi. NCBI's taxonomy places the organism in Eukaryota, Viridiplantae, Streptophyta, Magnoliopsida, Rosales, Rhamnaceae. The record is from RefSeq and is a predicted model, not a curated record. Bases 600 to 1016 code for a protein of 138 amino acids.
AUGCGGACACACUGCACCACGCGCGUUUGGAUACAGCUCGCUCUCUCACAGUUAACUGGAUUAAAGAAUCAUCCUCUUAGCGCCAACUACUAGCCCACGAAUAUACCUUAUAAGUCAAAUCAUUCUCCUUUUUCUCUACGGAUUUUGGCUAAACAUUUGGUACGCAAAUUGGCAAUACCCGAAAUCCUAUACAUCGCUUGUAAAUAGAAUUGACAAGUGAACAGCUCGAAGGAAAAAAAAAAAAAAAAAAAAACAACCUAAUGAUGGAGCAAAGCGAGUUGCCACGUGGUCAAGAGCAUGAUGGGUUACAGUUUUUCCAUCACCGCGGCCCAGCCCAGGGUAGUCCCUUUCAAUUGGCAAAUCCUGUAGGCUCAGGUUGUUCUGUUGCUUUCACGAACCUGUCGCUUGAAUUGUUAAUUUUGGCAACUUAGCAGACCUUAUUUCACGGGCGAAUAGGCGAUCAUCAACACCCCCCGUUAUGUUCCCGAUUGGCAAACUCCGAAUCCACGUCCUUGCUUUGGAAUAUUACUUCUACAAUCUACACCUUCAAAUUCUCUGUUCGUAAGUGAAAGUAACGGAAUUUCAACUAGCCAAACACAAUGGUUUCUUUUGAGCUGAAUGACCAAAAAAAGAUUGGAGCAGGAUUGACAACAUUUGGUAUAAUUUUCUCAUUUUUGGGACUAAUAUUCCUGUUCGACAAGAAAUUACUUGCUGUGGGAAAUAUCCUCUUCCUCUCAGGCUUGUUUUUAUUGAUUGGAUUGAAGUCCACCAUGCAAUUCCUCGUAAAACCGCAAAAUAUAAAGGGAACGAUAUCGUUUGGUGCUGGCUUCUUGUUUGUCGUAAUCGGCUGGCCUAUAUCAGGCAUGAUUUUGGAAGGGUCUGGUUUCUUCAUGCUCUUCAGCUGUUUCUGGCCAACGAUGGCAAUUUUUCUGCAGAAGAUACCAAUUCUUGGUUGGUUUUUGAAACAGUCAUAUGUUAGAUCGUUAAAACAAUUAGAUUAUGAGGAUAUAGAGUAAGAGGAAGAGAAUUGAAUGGGGGGAAAAAAAAAGACAGAGAGAGAGAGAAGUAAUUGAUUCCAAUGUGAUUCAAUUAUUAUCCACACGGUUCCUUGUUUGCAGUUCUCCGACCGGUAUUAUGAUCAAGACAGACGAAUGCCUAUAUAACC